Molecule: messenger RNA, 1836 nt
Organism: Myzus persicae (green peach aphid)
Lineage: Eukaryota; Metazoa; Arthropoda; Insecta; Hemiptera; Aphididae
Product: piggyBac transposable element-derived protein 4-like
Exons: 3
Coding region: 1-1836 (611 amino acids)
Source: RefSeq, a predicted model, not a curated record
AUGAACAUAACAAAUAAAAGGAAACAAAUUGAAGAAUGGUUGAACGACAGUAGUGUUUCAGAAUAUGAUGAUUCAGAUAAUGACCCGGAUUUUGAUAUUGACAAUAAAACUUCAGAGGAUGAUGAUGUUGAUGUUGAUCCGGCCAAUUCAGGUGAUAUAUUAGAUCAAAAUGCAAAUACCUUUCUUGCAAACAAUAUUUUUGAUGGAUGUAAUGAUGACAGUUCUUCUACUUAUAUGCAACCUUCAGUGGUUUUAUUAUCACCUAGCCAAUCAAUUACAUUAGACUCUUCAAUUUAUGAGCAAGAUGAAGAACAAGACCUAGUUGAGUCAGUUGUAACAGCAUUAGAAUGGAGAAAUGUCACUGGAAACUUAAAAAAUUUAGUAUUUACUGCUCCUUCUGGUGUUUCUAAUUAUUGUAUUGAGCAACUUGAUGAUUAUCAACCAAUAAAUUUUUACAACCUAUUUAUUGAUGAUGAAAUCAUGCAUUAUUUAGUUAAUGAAACAAAUAAGUAUGCAUUACAGUGUAUAGUUUCUGGAAUAGUCAAUGAAUCUAUUUCAGAUUACAGUAGGUUGAAUGAGUGGACUGAUGUGAAUUUGUCUGAAAUGAAGUGCUUUAUUGGUUUUAUUAUAUGGAUGGGCCUUGACAAAAAACCAUCAUUGAAUGAUUAUUGGUCAAAAAAGCUGUUAUAUAAACAUUUUGUUAGUAAAUAUAUGUCCAAAAAUAGAUUUAGAGCUAUUCUUUCCAUGUUUCAUUUCUCAGACAAUGAAAAUUCAUCAAAUGUUGACAGACUUUAUAAAAUAAAUCCUUUCUUAGAUAUGAUGAAUAAUAAAUUCCAUAAAAUGUAUGAACCAGAUGAGUCAGUAUGCAUCGAUGAAACAAUGGUACCUUUUAGAGGCAGGUUAAAUUUUCGCCAAUACAUACCUGGAAAAAGGCACAAGUAUGGUAUAAAACUUUUUAAAUUGUGUAUGAAAGGAGGUUACACUUGGCAUAUAAAAAUAUAUAGUGGCAAAGAAAAAGAACCUGGAAAACAAGUUGCUACAAGUGUUGUACUUGAGUUAAUGAAACCAUUAUUAGGGGCUGGCCGAACACUUUAUACUGAUAACUACUAUUAUACAAGUGUUGAUUUAGCACAUAAAUUGUUAGAUAAAAACACACAUUUAGUUGGUACGUUACGCAGGAAUCGGAAAAACAAUCCUAAGCCAGUUUUGAAUUCUAUACUAAAAAAAAAUGAAAUAAAAGCAAUGGAAAGUAAUAUUGGUGUCAUAGUAGCCAAGUGGAAAGAUAAAAGAGAUGUCUUGUUCCUUAGUACUAAGCAUGAGCCUAUGAUGGUAGAUGUUAGUACAAAAUAUGGUCUUAAAACUUCAAAACCAAUUGCUGUAGUUGAUUACAAUGAAGCUAAAUCAUAUACAGAUGUGAGUGACCAAAAGGCAUCAUAUGCUAGUACUAUAAGAAAGGGAAUUAAAUGGUACAGAAAAGUUGGUAUAGAGUUGUUAACAAAUACUGCAAUUGUAAAUGCUCAUUUAUUAUUCCAAAAAGUAACUAAGAAUAAAAUAAAUAUAUCUGAAUUUAGAGAGAAAAUUGUGUUGUCACUUAUAGAAGAAAAAAUUCAGGACAAAAAUGAGCCCAUUGAUAAUUUACCACAUAAAUUACAGCAAAAUGAAAAAAGAGGAAGGUGUUCCAGAUGCUAUUUAAUGUUUUCUAAACAAUUUGGAAGGUCUUAUGCAGUAAAACAUGCUAAACAAGUACAACAAAAAUGUCCUGGGUGUGAAAAUAAAUUUUUUUGUAAUGAUUGUUUUUUUAGUUUACACAAAACCUCUCUUAAGUCAAAUCCUUAA